Messenger RNA from Paraglomus brasilianum, 320 nucleotides. The record is from the annotation of a GenBank genome assembly. Lineage: Eukaryota; Fungi; Glomeromycota; Glomeromycetes; Paraglomerales; Paraglomeraceae.
AUGCCUGAGAAAAAGCCGCCGCAAAAGCCCACUAAUUUAAGACCUUAUAAGUGUGAUUUGAUUAUUGACGGUCAGCACUUCACUAAAUUAGAAAUCAGUCCUUAUUAUGAAAAGCACAAUAAGGAAUAUUUAGAGAAAUUAGAAAGAGAAGGAAUUGAAUUAUCAGAGAAAGAACUAGCCGAAAAACUGAUUACCGAUGAUUUGAUUAGAAAAAUAUUACUUCCUCAGUUAAACGGCGAGGAAGAUAUUAGAGCCGAUGGUCGUAAUUAUCAGUAUACUUAUUACUUUGCUAUUUCAUAUAAAGGAGUUAAAUCCUAUAA